Messenger RNA from Hermetia illucens (black soldier fly), 470 nucleotides. RefSeq lists its product as uncharacterized. The record is from RefSeq and is a predicted model, not a curated record. The coding region runs from base 24 to 440 and encodes 138 amino acids. The transcript is spliced from 2 exons. NCBI's taxonomy places the organism in Eukaryota, Metazoa, Arthropoda, Insecta, Diptera, Stratiomyidae.
GUAUCAGUUUCACAUCGUUUCGCAUGAAAGAACUACCAAAUUCUACCAAGAUGAAAUUCGUAAUUUUGAGCCUCGCUCUUAUCGCCGCUGCUUCAGCCAACCCAAUUGGACCACUUGUGGCUGCUCCAGGUGGUGUACUCGCUACUCCUGCAAUUGGCGCUACACUUGCUCCAGCUCUCUCUGCCCGUAUUGCUACUCCACUUGGUGCUACGAUCGGUGCUCCCCUCCUGUCUGCUCCAGUAGUUAGAACUUCUAUCGUUACCCCAAUUGCCGCUGCUUCAAUUGCUCCUGCUCUGGCUCCACUUUCGGCUGGCAUCGCUCCUAUCGGUCUUCGUUCUGGCCUUCUCGGUCAAAACAUCAUUGCAGCUCCAGGUUUGGCUCCAUUGCCCCUUGGACUCAAUGGCUUGGGAGCUCCUCUUCUUUUGAAAAAACGGGCUUAGAAUGUUUGUGUAAUUUUAGAAAAUAAGCAU